UUACUAUAAUACGGUUUUGAGUGCGGUUACUAGCGGUCUAAAUAAAGCAAAUCCAUGUAAAUGCAUACAUAAAUAUACUCGUGUAUUGUAGUAUAUUAUGGCCGGCGCCUGGCAGUUUGUCUACAAAAUUGCAUACAGUAUUACAAUAUCACGCAGCUGAGCAGUGAUUGUAUUGUUUGUUGAAUUGCUGCUCUGCAUCCGUAUCCGCGCCUGCGUUACGCUCCGCCCAUUGGUGUGUGUUUUUUUGAGCUGACCCGCAAACCAGCCAACAGAUUGGUGGCAGUCGGCGCUGAGUUCAAUUGGUGCGAGACGAAUGUGCAUCAGACAGUCCGGACUGCCACAAAACUUCCGGAAAGUACACGACUAACUUAAGAUGAAACUUUUGACAAUUGGAAUUUGUGUGAUUUUUGGCACGCUUGCUGCUGCUGAUGUCUUACGAGUUACUCCAAAACUUGCGAAUUUGGUGCCAACCAUCGAUCAAGAAAAUUAUAAGCUAAUGCCAAUUGAAGACAAAUUCAAUCUGUCAUUAGAUUUUCCUGAAGGCGGUAAUCGCGAGGAAGAAACAAAGCUACUUAUAGAUGAAAAUGGAAGAGAAGUACUUGCAGUGAAAGGUCGUCUCAAUUUGAUCUAUAACGAUGCUCCAUUUUAUGUAACAAUCAUAUACGAGGCUGAUGGAAAUGGCUAUAGAGCGAAGUAUAUGUAUGUCCCAAGACAAGCCAGUAAUCAAUUGUUUGCUAGUGCCAGUUUCUUAAAGACCGCUGCUGGUUAAAAGUUAGAAAAAUUAUGAGAGAAAAUUACAAUAAAAAUCUAAUUAUUUGUAUUCCUAUAACAUAUUUAUAAUUAAAGUAUAUUUUAGAAUAAAAUUUAUCAAAUGUCAAAACAA
This is a messenger RNA of Zeugodacus cucurbitae (melon fly), 883 nucleotides long. RefSeq lists its product as uncharacterized. The record is from RefSeq and is a predicted model, not a curated record. The transcript is spliced from 4 exons. Bases 374 to 769 code for a protein of 131 amino acids. NCBI's taxonomy places the organism in Eukaryota, Metazoa, Arthropoda, Insecta, Diptera, Tephritidae.